Condylura cristata (star-nosed mole) is the source of this 1337-nucleotide messenger RNA. It is a transcript of the gene ATP6V1E1, whose product is annotated as ATPase, H+ transporting, lysosomal 31kDa, V1 subunit E1. Gene Ontology annotation, cellular component: proton-transporting two-sector ATPase complex, catalytic domain. Gene Ontology annotation, biological process: proton transmembrane transport. Lineage: Eukaryota; Metazoa; Chordata; Mammalia; Eulipotyphla; Talpidae. Bases 130 to 810 code for a protein of 226 amino acids. The record is from RefSeq and is a predicted model, not a curated record. Gene Ontology annotation, molecular function: proton-transporting ATPase activity, rotational mechanism. The transcript is spliced from 9 exons.
AGGAACCGGAAGCUGGGUUUAUAAAGCAAAAGAAACGGACCCCCGGUGUUGUCCCUCUCCGGCUCCUUCUGUUCCCUGCUUGAGGCUGAAUUCAAGCCCCUUGCUCUCCGGCCCAGCCUCUCUUGCGCCAUGGCCCUCAGCGAUGCUGACGUGCAAAAGCAGAUUAAGCAUAUGAUGGCUUUUAUUGAACAAGAAGCCAAUGAGAAAGCAGAAGAAAUAGAUGCCAAGGCAGAAGAAGAGUUCAACAUUGAGAAGGGUCGUCUGGUACAAACCCAGAGACUGAAGAUUAUGGAGUACUAUGAGAAGAAAGAAAAGCAGAUUGAGCAGCAGAAGAAAAUUCAAAUGUCCAAUUUGAUGAAUCAAGCAAGACUCAAAGUCCUCAGAGCAAGAGAUGACCUUAUUACAGACCUACUAACGGAAGCGAAACAGAGACUCAGCAAAGUGGUAAAAGAUACAACCAGGUACCAAGUGCUGCUGGAUGGGCUGGUGCUACAGGGUUUGUACCAGCUGCUGGAGCCCCGAAUGAUUGUUCGUUGCAGGAAACAGGACUUCCCUCUGGUCAAGGCAGCGGUGCAAAAAGCAAUCCCUAUGUACAAAAUCGCCACUAAGAAAGAUGUUGACGUUCAAAUUGACCAGGAGGCCUACCUGCCUGAGGACAUAGCUGGCGGAGUUGAGAUCUGUAACGGGGACCGUAAAAUAAAGGUUUCCAAUACCCUCGAGAGCCGGCUGGACCUCAUAGCCCAGCAGAUGAUGCCAGAAGUACGGGGAGCCUUGUUUGGUGCAAAUGCCAACAGGAAGUUUCUGGAUUAAACCUGUGGGAGGCGGAACUCGUCCACUGCUCUACAACUAUGAUAUGGAAGUUUCUGGUAUUUGAAGAAACAAGAUUAUCUCUGUCAUUUCCUCCUUGCUGUUCUGAUAUCCUGUAUUUAUCAGUGGAUACCUUUCUGUAGCUAAUGCCCUUGGCCUAAUUAACAAUGAGAGAAAGUUUCACUUAAUAAGGUCAGGAAACCUACCUCUGGCUUGACGGAAAGUUACCCGACCUUCGCCUGCUUCCGCAGCAUCAAGGUGAGGGGACCAGAUGGUGGUUGCAUGAAACUCAAGGCUGCUGGUCCUCUGGUUCCGGUUGCCCAGUGUAGGGGGUGAUGGGUCUGGUGUUCACCACUGUUACGUCUCCUUAGGCUACAAUUGCAUGUGGGCAUACACCCUCCCGGCAGCCGUAGCUGCGCUGCUGCCUGCUUGGGCCUAGACGUUUUCCUCAUCUGUAAAUGUGAUUUAAAUUCUAAGCCACGAAUAUGCUUUAUUUAUUAAAAGGUUUAUGUGGAUUUCACUGCAAAUUA